Eublepharis macularius is the source of this 1301-nucleotide messenger RNA. RefSeq names its product H-2 class II histocompatibility antigen, E-S beta chain-like. NCBI's taxonomy places the organism in Eukaryota, Metazoa, Chordata, Lepidosauria, Squamata, Eublepharidae. Gene Ontology annotation, cellular component: MHC class II protein complex; membrane. The transcript has 8 exons. The coding region runs from base 1 to 1104 and encodes 367 amino acids. The record is from RefSeq and is a predicted model, not a curated record. Gene Ontology annotation, biological process: positive regulation of T cell activation; immune response; peptide antigen assembly with MHC class II protein complex. Gene Ontology annotation, molecular function: MHC class II protein complex binding.
AUGGGUGCGGAGGAGAGCAGGGCCAAGGCAGCCAACGAGGAAAGGCCUGGGUGCCGAUCUGGCUGUUGCCGGGUAGAGGUGUCCCAGGCUGCAGCUAGACCGAGGGAACUCCCGGCCACUGGAGCCCAGAAGUUGUCCCAUGGGGGACACCGUCUUCUUCAGGAGCCCUUCGCAGGCUCUUUGGCCCAGCACCUGCCCACCCUGUUGAGGACAGAAGAAGAGGCAAAAGCGCUUUUCGCUCCCCUGCAGGGAACAGACAAAGUUUCUCCCCAGGGCUGGAAGGGGUUUUUCUGUGGGGCAGCCAUGGGGCCUGGCCUGAUCCUGCUGGAGGCACUGUUGGUGCUGAUGGGGCUGUCCCUGGUCCCUGGGGCAGAGAGGAGGCUCAAGACCCCCGCCGCCCGUUUCCUGUACCAGGGCAAGGCCGAGUGCCGCCUCGCCAACGGGACUCGGGGCGAGGUGCGCUUCCUGCUGAGGUACAUCUACGACCGCCAGGAAAUCGCGCGCUUCGACAGCCGCCGCGGGACCUUCGAGGCCGUCACGGAGCUGGGCCGGCCCGACGCCGACUACUGGAACAGCCAGCCGGGGAUCCUGGACUACAAGCGGGGCGAGGUGGAGCGCUUCUGCCGCCACAACUACGGGAUCUACGAGCACUUCCUCACCACCAGGAAGGUUCAGCCCACGGUGAAGAUCUCCCCCACCAAGGCCGAGCCCCUGUCCCACCACACCCUCCUGAUCUGCACCGCGGCAGGAUAUUACCCCUCGGAGAUUAAGAUCAAGUGGCUGAAGAACGGGCAGGAGCAGACGGAGGGGGUGGGGUACUCGGAUGCGCUCCAGAACGGAGACUGGACCUUCCAGAACCAGGUGAUGCUGGAGACAGUGCCUGAGAGGGGAGACAUCUACGCCUGCCAGGUGGAGCACAGCAGCCGGGAGGAGCCGAUCACCGUGCAGUGGGAGCCACAGACCUCGGACUCUGCCAAGAGCAAAGUGUGGACGGGGGUCGUGGGGGCCGUGCUGGGGGUGGUCUUUGUGGCCGUGGGACUCGCCCUCUACCUGAAGAGCGGGAAAGCAACUCCCCUCCCACCUGCUACAGCCCUCAUCAGGUAACCCUCUUCCUGCCCAGGAGCCUGAGACUGUGGAAGGGCCUUUCCUGUUGCAAAUGCCCCCCUCCUGUCCUUUCCUCUGGGGAGGGGCAUUGCAGGGGGUGAAGAUGGACGGAGGAAGGGCUGCUUGAGACUGGCGCUGCUCGCCCCUCCCCUGCAACUGGUUUCUUCUGUGCUUCUCUUUUAUUACUUGUGGGGAGG